This is a messenger RNA of Octopus bimaculoides (California two-spot octopus), 2324 nucleotides long. Its product is annotated as BBSome complex member BBS7. The record is from RefSeq and is a predicted model, not a curated record. Gene Ontology annotation, molecular function: protein binding. Gene Ontology annotation, cellular component: axoneme; ciliary basal body; neuron projection. NCBI's taxonomy places the organism in Eukaryota, Metazoa, Mollusca, Cephalopoda, Octopoda, Octopodidae. Gene Ontology annotation, biological process: intracellular protein localization; intracellular transport; cilium assembly.
UACAUUGCAAAUAAACAAGUGCUUGACAACGAAAAAGUUACAGUAUAAAGAAAAUUUUCUAACUUCAAAUAUGGAUUUGAAACUUACUCGUAUUGAUUAUACUCAGGUUGGGACCACUUCUCCAAAUACCAUGAGAUUACUUCCAUCAACUGGAAAGACACAAAAGAUUGCAAUUGCUGAUAAUAAUGGAGUUGUUCAAUGUUUUGGAGUGAAGAAACAAGAAAUAAUCCCUGUAUUCAAGACAUUGCCUUCCCAGAAAAUAUCAAGACUUAAACUUGGAGGGGCUCAUGAAACCUCAAAAAGUAAUAUUUUUGUUGCAUGUGGCUCUGAAGUGUGGGGUUUUUCCAAAAAAGGAAAGCAGUUUCUGUUAUUCAACACCAAUUUGUCAGAGAAUAUUGAGUCAAUGUAUGUUGAUGGAGCUGAUCUUUUUGUAUGUGGAAGCUAUAUAUUCACCCAUUACCAGGAAUGUAAUGAUAUAAAUAACAUAUUGUGUGGUGACCAUAUAAAUGAUGUUAUUUGUUUACCAAAAACGAAGCAAGAAAUUAUCACUCCAGUUUUGGCAUCUAGAGACCGACUUCUACUCGUUGUUCAGGAUUCCACUAUAAAGUACCACAUUGAAGUAAUUGGAUCUCCAACUGUCUUAGAACUCUUUGAAAACGAUGGUGGUUCUGAGGGAAAUGAAAUCAUAUAUGGCACCAGUGAUGGCUAUAUAGGUCAUGCCCAACUCGAGAGAAAUGACUACAGUCAUCAAUGGGAAAUACCAAAUCUAAAAAAAAGUGGGGGUAUCUCCUGCUUAAAUAUGUUUGAUAUAACAAGUGAUGGUGUUCCAGAUGUUCUUGUUGGGCGUGAUGAUGGACUUAUUGAUGUUUAUGCUUUUGAUGAAUUCAGAGAACCUGUUCAAAAAUACUCUCAUACAUGUACUGAAAGUAUUACAUCAAUACAAGGAGGUGUUGUUAGUGCAGCUAACUAUCCUGAAAUUGUGUGUGCUACAUAUCCAGGAACUGUUUCAGGUCUUACAACUAAAAAACAAAUCUACCAUGUAGGUCCUGAUGGCUUUGCCCUGACUAAUCGGGGAAAGGCUCAGAUAAAGGCCUUAAGGCAAGAGCUAGAAGAAAUACAGAAAACCGUCGGCAAACAACGAGAAAAAUAUCAGCACAAUGUUAAUACGAAAGUUUAUAUGGCGUCUCUUCGUUCUUUUCAUGUGAAUACUAGUUUUGUACUAAAUAAAGACGAUGCCAGUUACCAGUUGAGUAUAGAACUGCAAAUACCCAUUGAAAAUAUCCUUAUACAGAGUGAUGUUCCUGUGUAUAUGAUUGAUGUUGAUAAAAAUUUAUCUGUUGCUAGCUUUAGUGCCUGUAACCCUCAGGAUGGUAACUGUCUGUUGGCUACGUACCGAUGCCAGUCAAAUACAACUCGUAUUGACUUAAAAGUCCGUACCAUCGAAGGUCAACAUGGAACGUUACAAGCGUACAUCACACCUCGUACCCAGCCCAAGACCUGUCAGAUAAAACAGUUUCAAAUUAAACCUUUAUCAUUACAUACCAGAAUACAUUCUUUUGAUUCAGCAAGGCCAUUUAAUUCUUUGAAAUUGAAAGGUCAGUUUAGCUUUAUGGAAGCCCAUUCUUGGGGGAGUUCUUGCCUACCAGAAUUUCCUGAAAAGCCUCCAAUGGAAGAGACUGCUGUUCACUAUUUCAUCUCUGCUUUUCAACAAACAAUGCUGGAAUGUUCUUACAGUAAAGGAGAAAUAUUAUUUCGUUCUGAAAAUAUCUCAACUAUUUCUAUCUUGAAAGAUUUCAUCACAACAGAAGCAACUAAAAAGAAAAUACAUCUCACCAUUACAUGUGAUGUUGAUAAUAACUUAGUACCUUACAUACUGAAUAUCAUGCACCCAAAAAUGGAAGACCAAUUAAGAUUAGCCAGAAAUGUAAAGAUAUUGGAAGCCUUAGAGGAAUUGCAAGUACAUGAAAAAGAUCUCAGUUUCCUAUCAGAAGAAUAUCAAAAGAUUCUAGAACAUGCAGAGAGUAUCAGAAAUGAGAUUUCCCAAAGUUCGUUCCAUUUAGAAAGACUUCACAAUGUUAUUACAGAUUUAUUUAUUGACAGUAACAGAUUUAAAGGACAUGAUGUCAAAAACAAAUUACCUGAUCUUAAAGACAUUCUUACGAACUAUGACCUAUGCAAACUGGUUAAGUUUUUUGAUACUGCCACUGAGUCAUGAAAAGGCAACAAAAUUGUUCUACCAAAUAUAUUUGGAAUGUUAUCUUAGUAUAAGAUUUAACUGUAAAUUAGAAUAUAAAAAUAAUAUUAAAUGCAAGUUGCACAAUGAU